Molecule: messenger RNA, 5208 nt
Organism: Scomber japonicus (chub mackerel)
Lineage: Eukaryota; Metazoa; Chordata; Actinopteri; Scombriformes; Scombridae
Gene: ercc6l2
Product: excision repair cross-complementation group 6-like 2
Exons: 20
Coding region: 257-5014 (1585 amino acids)
Molecular function (GO): ATP binding; ATP-dependent chromatin remodeler activity
Source: RefSeq, a predicted model, not a curated record
CUAACCUCACAGUGGUACUGCUUUGUGUCUUGUCGGCAGCCAACUCAUCAUUAAUAGAGGAUAACAUAUGAACGAUUUAACAGUAUUCAGGACGAUGAGUCUUAACGCUACACGAGAGCGGUGUUAUUUUUUACUACUGUUGCACGUAGUUUGUUGCAAAAGUUAGAUACGCUAAUCAAGCUAAGUUAGCUAGCAAGCUGCAGCGACUUUUCCUCCACAGGAAGAAGACGAGAGGAGAUACUUGCAAUGUAUCCUAAUGGCUUCAACUACUGCAGUAGAAAAAGAAACGUGGCAUGAGGGUGAUAGAUGUCUGGCUCCUAACCCUAGAGAUGGCACCCUUCGAGAAGGCACCAUCCAGAGACUGACCUCCACCUCUCACAGUGAUGAUACCACCGCGUGGGUGAUGUUCACUGAUCGUAGUAAAGAUGAAGAGGGGGAAGAAGAAGAGGAGGAGGAAGCUGUGCCUGUUUCAAAACUAAUGAGAUCAGGCGUAAAUCACUUUACCAAGGAGAAACCUGUGUUUGCUAACAGUGUCACACAUCCCAGAGUAUGUGUCCCCUUAAAGCUGGGUGAUGCUGGUGGAGACAAAGUCCCCUACACCAUCAACAGAUACUUGAGGGAUUAUCAGAGAGAAGGUAUCAGAUUCAUUUACAACAACUACAUGCAUUCCAGAGGUUGUAUCCUGGGGGAUGACAUGGGCCUGGGAAAGACUGUGCAGGUCAUUGGCUUCCUUGCUGCAGUGUUGCACAAAACAGGAACAUGGGAGGACAUUGAGAACAACAGACCUCAGUUUCUGCAGAGUCAGAUUCCCUCCAAGCAGAGUAAACCCCACAAAGUGUUCCUGAUUGUAGCCCCGCUGUCAGUCCUUUACAACUGGAAAGAUGAACUGGACACAUGGGGUCACUUCCAGUGUGUGGUGGUCCACGGGCUGAGGAAAGAGGAGGAGCUGGCUCGCAUCAAGAAGGGACGCAUUGAGAUCGCUCUCACCACAUACGAGACUCUUCGGCUUUGUCUGGAUCAGUUUAAUAACAUAGACUGGUCUGCUGUGGUUGUGGACGAGGCUCACAAGAUAAAGAAUCCAAAUUCCCAGAUCACUCAGGCCAUGAAGGAUCUGAAAUGUCAGAUCAGAGUUGGCCUCACUGGCACCAUCUUACAGAACAACCUUGAGGAAUUGUGGUGUGUCAUGGAUUGGGCUGUACCUGGUUGUCUUGGCAGCUUAGGAAAUUUUAAGAACAAGUUUUCAGAUCCCAUUGAGCAGGGGCAGAGACACAACGCAACAAAACGUGCCCUAGCUACAGGGAGGAAGACUGUCAAAGCCCUGGUGAAGAAGAUUUCCCACAGGUUCCUCAGAAGGACUAAAUCUCUGAUUAAGGAACAACUGCCUAAGAAAGAUGACAGGGUGGUGUAUUGCUCAUUGACUGACUUUCAGCACACGGUAUAUCAGACAGUGCUGGACACUGAAGAUGUGACAUUAUUACUGAGGUCUACAGAGAAAUGUGACUGUCAGAGUGGACGUACCCGGAGAAGCUGCUGCUAUAAAACAAACUCAGAAGGUGUAAAAAUCAUGGAUCUAUACUUUAGUUACUUGGCCAUAUUGAGGAAGGUUGCCAACCAUGCAGCACUGCUACAGUCCACUGCAGGAACCAGCAAGAAACAGGAAAAGUAUGUAAGUGCAAUUUGUCAAAAAGUAUUCCAGAAGUUUCCGGACUUUGUGCAAAGAUGCAAAGAUGAAGCAUUCGAGGCCCUGUCAGACCCGACGUACAGUGGGAAAAUGAAGGUUUUGCAGAAGCUGCUUAAAUAUUAUCUGCAAAAGAGAGAUAAAGUGCUUAUUUUUUCUCUCUCAACCAAGCUGUUAGAUGUGCUGGAAAGCUACUGCAUGGCUGAAGGGCUUGACUACAGCAGGUUGGAUGGAACCACAAAAUCCAAAGAGAGACUCCAGAUUGUCAAGGAGUUCAACAGCUCCUCACACAUCAACCUCUGCUUGAUUUCCACCAUGGCGGGUGGUCUUGGUCUAAACUUUGUAGGGGCCAAUGGGGUUGUACUGUUUGACCCAACGUGGAACCCAGCCAAUGAUCUCCAGGCUAUUGAUAGAGCUUACCGUAUUGGCCAGUGCAGGGAUGUGACUGUUCUCAGACUGAUCUCACUGGGGACUGUAGAGGAAGUGAUCUACCUCAGACAAGUUUAUAAACAGCAAUUGCAGUGCUCAGUUUUGGGCAAAGAGAGUGCACGGCGGUACUUUGAGGCAGUGCAUGGUGUCCAUAAGGGGGAGCUGUUUGGGAUCAAAAACCUCUUCAGGCUGCAGACCCAAGGGACAUGCCUAACUCGCAAGAUUUUAGAGCGAGAAGGACAAGUGGAGGCUGGUGUAAUGACAACCAGCACACACACAGGCGAAGAGAAGGAGGAGGAGACAAAGAGAGAUAGCGACCCAGGAGAUUCUUCAACUACAAAUGCCAUUACACUGAGUGAUCAACGAGCAAAGGAGAACAGAGAUGCAUCAAAGUUCCCCAGAGGGGUGCUUGACUUCAGCAGUGGGAGCGAAGAGGAGAAGGAGGAGCAGGGGGUUAAGAGGAAGGCCUCAGACAGCGCAGUGGAUAGCACAAGUGGUGGGAAUGCUGUCACUGGUCCUGGUCGAAUGACUCUCCUCCAGCAUGGUUUCUCCAGACUGCUCCAGGCGGUCAAAGAAAAAGCAGAGUUAGGAGAAGGGGACAGUAGUCCAGAUGUUGAAGAAAUCAGCUCUGAGGAAGACACUAAAGAUCAAGGGAACUCAGGAAAGAAGGAUAGUACCUCCUCUGGCACCAAUAAAUGCUCCAGUACAGCGAUUGGGAUAGUUAGUCUGCCUAAAUUGGGAACAAGGGUGGGAGAGAAUAGAGAUGGUGGGAGACAAGAGAGAAUUUCUCUGUUGAAACAGACUGAUGAUGCUGUUGGAAAAGGAGUGGUCCAGAAGGGUUGGGCCCAUAAGAAAAUUAUAGUGGACAAAGAAAGUGAUGAAAACUCCUCACCAGACAGAAAGACAUGUAACAAGCUAAAAAACAUUGUUCCCAAAGUGCACCAAUUUAAGGGUUACUCAGAUGAAUCUGAGGAUUUGGACAUAGAUGAAAUGACAUGCCCUAAGAAGGAUGCUUUAAGUUCACACAGUAGAGGAGGAAGAGUAGGUUACAACAGAAAGAGGCUAAGUUGUGGUGUAAGGGACAAGGCCAGAUCCACACAUACAGAGGACAUAGAGACUUUCACAUCGUCAGAGGAUGAGCACACUCCUGUUAAGAAAGAGAGAUCUAAAGGGUGUCACUUUACAACUCCAAAGACAGAUAGACCCAGAGCAGCAGAAACAGACAGGACAGACAUAGAGAAACAAACAGGAGCAUCCAAAGCUGUUUCAUUUACAUACCUGAAAAGUCAGAGAUCCCCAGCAUCCAAAGGAGAAGGUGGAACCAUCGACAGUGUGUUAGGGGGUGUACAGGAGGUGGUGUAUACCCACUCUAACCAACGCGUUGUGGGCGGGAGCAGAGCAGAGGAGAGGAUCAGUAGAGCUGCUGUGCGAGACGUGUUUGAACGAAAGAUGUAUUCUCAACUCCCAGCUAAUCACCUUCUCAGUACCCAGGAGAGCUUGUCAUCAAGCCCGCCAGACAGUCCUCCCCGCCCUGCUACUGUCAGACCAGAGAAGCCAAGUGUGGACCAACCAGUCACCUUCACCAACAAGAGUGUACACCACACCAGACAAACCACAUUCAUCAUUGGAGAGACUCCCCAGGCUAUAUGCAGGCAGCAGCUGGAGGAGAUGGCAGCAAAAUUAAAAUUCGCCUCAGUCCAUCAAUUUGCAGAGAAGGUUCUAAGAAGCAGCUCAACCCAGAGACUGGCCUGGCUACGGCUGUAUUAUACCUCACUGAACAAUCCUGAACUGGCCAACACAGUCAAAAACAACUUCCCACAACUUGAUUCAGCACUGACAUCCUCUUCUUCAAAUGCUACAUCCAGAACCUUACAAAAGGAUGUUCAAAACCCCAAGAGGAGGUCUAAAUACUCUCAGAAGUAUCUGGAACCCCAGACUGAGCCUGGAACCCGAGACAACAAUGUGCCUUUGCCUCAGAAAAAGCCAAAAAUCCCACAAAAUGAUGUUCCAGAACUGAAGAUAGAGCUUAAAAAAGAUGGUUCAGAACCCCAGAAAAAGCAAACGAACCCACGAAAGAAUGUUCUACAAGCUGUAAGUGAUGUUCCAAGUCCUGAGUCAGAGGAGCAGGAGGAGACGGUCUGCAGUGCCAGAGGACACAAGAGGACAAAGAGGGGUAGUGUUUCUAGUCCUAGAGCCUCCAGAGCUGGUGGUGGUCUUGGCGUGGAUCGGGCCGGCAGCAGUGGUCUGGGGCCCGGUGAGGCUGCUGCUUUCCUGAUCCACAGAGACAGAGAUACUCCCUCUUCUCUGGAUCUCAGCCAUGGUUGGUCCACCACAUUGUCAAAACCCACAGCACAGGGAAUGGAGCGAGAGCAAAAAUCGACUUCCAUGACUAGCAACAUUUUUAAAGAGAAGAAAGAAAAUGAUCAGGCCCUUUCCUCUCCAGAACAGGCCCCAUCCACCUCCAGUCACAGAUCCCUCCUCACAGAUCUGUUAGGAGACACCUCAAUCCUCAAUGACUUGUUAAAGCCCAAGCUCAGGGGUGUACAGCAGAGCAACUCCCCAAAAACAUCAUCUACAUCCUCCUCAGUGUCAACAAGCACAUGUCUUCCCACAACUCCUGCAUCCAGAAUUACAGUUAAUACUGAUCCUGGUGUAAAAGACUCUCUGUCCUCUUCAAGUUCACACACACCACCACAACCUACACACCAGGCGGCAUCAAAGGGCAGCCGGAAAGACUUCUGGGACAUCCUGAAUGAAGGUAAUGAAGAGUGUAUCAACCGGUUGACAGAUCUGGCAGAAGUGAAGAGGGUUUGCAUCAACACAAAUUUUGCAGCUAGAACUCAGUCUGUAGAGGAUGAAAGCAAAAGUCUGUGGAAGACUAACGAGAAGUUUCUGUGGAAGAAAUAAUACAGGAGACAUUUCAGAUUGUGUUAAAUUUGUUCUUAGUUAUCUUUUAGAACAUUUUAGAAAAGCUAAAUAAUAUUCAUAACAGGCCUUCUUGAUUCAGAUUUUUUAUUAUUUUUUUAAUUGUCAUAUCAUUUGUAACUUGACUUGUCUUUUUUAGUUCUAUCGCUGCAUUGAACGUUUUCUAAGUGAGUUAC